AUGUCAAUGGUGAUGACGCCGGGUAAACUCCAGCCGUUCAAUUCUUCGGCUUCAGCGAAUCGAUCUGAUACCCUAUGCCUGACUAUCGACCUGCUGUCGCUCUUCACACUUGUUCGGCCCCGAACCCACUUCCCGUUCCACAGCCCCAUACCAGGCAUCUCAUCACAAAGCACGGGUAUCGAAUCAAUCAAAAACCGGCAUGUUCAGGUCAAGGAGCCCAAGCGUUCCCCAGAGACGCACGGCACUGCUACCUCGCUCGUUCGGGUUCGAUGGGGCGACUUGGCUCCCGUCUUGGGCUCUAGCUUCUACAAACACUGGACAGAUCAGCGCCAAAGAGCCAUGACUCGCCCUUUCCCUUCUUAUCGCUUCGGUGUUGCGUUUCUUGAACCCCCGACAAAGCCCAAAGGUGGCCUAGGAGCUGAGGUGAUUUUGGUGGACGCCUCCGAUAAGGGAGAGUGCUUCUCGCUGACGUACGGAACGAAUCUUAUGGCAUCCGUACAAAUACCGUACUGGUCGAUUGCCGUAUGCCGCCUCGAGUUCCCGUUGAUUGCGCGAAAGUCCCGGAAGUCGAACUUUGCGAAAAGCCAGUGCGCCGUUGACCACUCCAGCGCUGCACUGUCGCACCUACUCAAUCUGCGCGCCACCAUCACCAUUAUUCCAGCUCGGUUGCUUGGCACGCGGAACUUUGGGUCGCUCUUGACCUUCUCCCAUCUCAAACCGCCCGGGCGCAACAUUCCCCAGGACGGCCAUCGCAUGCCAGACGGUGCCCACAUCCAAGACACCAUGUCAUUCUCGCAAUUUGGGGCCGCGACCCUCCCUAAGGGUUUCCGCUGCCAUGACGCAAACUCCACUGAUCCAAAAACACCGGAACCCUUUCUAGAAGACAACAUCACUCCGCAACCGCCCCCCGCUCCUCGCCGCCCUCGCUUCAAGCUGAAAAGGCGCGUGGCCUCCUCCCAGCUCAAUGCUCCAACGCAGCAGUUUCUUGCAUCUGUCGCGGCCGCCGACGUACCCAUACCGAGUAUUGAAGAGCUCCAGGUUCUACCCAACGAGUCGAUGGCCGCGGCAGCUUCGCCCAUCAUCCAUAACCUGGAUGAUGCCAACAGUUUUCUCAGCCCAGCGAUCCGUCCCGAAGAGAUUUUAUCGUUGCCCAAAACCCCGGUUCCCGAGACCCUGGUCCCCGACUCCGUUCCGAAUCUGGCGCCAAAAGGGUAUCCCGAUUGGACUCUCGAAUCUCUUUCCACCAGUGACGAUGAUAGCUCGGAAUGCGAGUCGAGUCGCCCCUCGACUGCGAGAUCUACGCAAACAUGCGCUUCGAUAUUCAGCAGCUAUUCGGUCCUUUCAGAUGACCUCAAAUGCCCCGACACGGAUCUAACUCCGUUCCCCGCACUACCAUCUACGUCCACCGAGCCGCCUAAGGAGAACAUCGACUCCAGUAAAGCUCAGCCUCGUCGCAAGCGCAGAAAGGCUGUCUGGACCCGACCCAUGAGUGAGCACUUGUGGUCGACCUAUCUCCUCUACCUCCAAGAUCCGCGCGUCACGCCCGUCGUAACCGGCAGGAGUUGCAUCCCGCCACAGGGUGUUUGUUUGCGAGUGGCCCGGGAAGCCAAGAGGAGCUGGAGAGGCCCCAAACCCCAGGUGGCUAAGCGCGGGACUGUCGAUGACCACAAGAGUGGCGGCAGUACACCCAAAGCAGCAGAUCAAUCUGGCACCUUCUUACAAUGGCCGCAUACUUGCGCCGCCACACGCGCGCACCUGAGAGAGCUAUGCAAACUCAGGGCUCCGGGCGGGAAGCAGUACAUUACACGCAGUCCGGCGCCUUUUGGCAGAGCGGCCUCGCGAUUCCGGAAACGACGCUCGACUCCUGCGCCCGCUGCACCUCCUGGACUUCCCGGUGCUGAUUUCUCUGCCAGAGACAUGGCUGUAUCUCUCACCAUGAGCACGUCCGACUCGAUGCAACCUUACGGGCCACUGGCCCAAAUUACCAGCUCCACCCCCGAGCCUAUCGAGGCACCCUCCCAUCCUGUACAGAACAGACGUCUUCCGGCGCUAGAUAUGUCUUCAGCAGGACGUCAGCGCCUGGCGUCUCCCUUUAUGGCCCAAAGCUACGGCCCGAGUUCGACCGGGGCAAGUGACGCGGCCUGGGAAGUCACCCCUCACAGACAACACCAAACUCACGGCCACGACCGCAGCUUGCAGUCGCCCCCCAGGCUGCUGCGAAGCCGGUCCAAUACGCAGAAGCGGAGGUCUCGUCAGUCGUCGGUCGAGCCACGGCGGACGAAACGACCUAGUUUGGGCUCAGAUCUAUGGACGCAGCCCAUGAACAUCACUCCGGCGACGAAGAGGGUGGAACAGGCGGACCAAAGCUCCAGCUGGCACAACAGGACGUUCAAUUCCGCCCAUAAUACCCAGGGCGAUGAGCUUCUCUUGCCGCGCACGAACUUGGCCGAGCUCUUUGCCACUCCUUUGUCGAGAACCGAGUCUCGAAGCGCGGCAGGCCCUCUAGCAGCGUCGUUUGCGCUUCCGAAAGAGGCCCCGCCACGACUUGGCUCUCCUUUUUCUUCUUCAAAAUGCAGUCUAUCAUUUCCCAACCGGUCUACGAGGGCGGAAACCCUGUGUCACGUUGACACAGCCGCGACUUCCAGGUCCUUUGCUACAAUCCAGCGACCCGGCGAGGGCGUCCCGGCUACUCCGACCCGCAGCCUGACCGGCCGACUGGCAUACAUCGACGAGCGGCUACGGGAGCUUAAAGAUCGACAUAUCACUCGCCUGAGGAGUAGGAGGCUUUUGUUUUCCCACUUCGAGUCGCUGCUGUCCGUCUUGGGCAACGCUACCACAGAGAAGAUAGGCCAUGAGUUUUAUGAAGGGGUGGGAAAUGGGGGGAAUAAUAACCAAGAACACUUGGGUCACUUGUGCAAACACUCUUCCGCGACAAAGGAAGACGUGCAUCGAAUUGUCCUGAAAGAUGUCCCCAAAUGA
Sodiomyces alkalinus F11 is the source of this 2979-nucleotide messenger RNA. RefSeq lists its product as hypothetical. The record is from RefSeq and is a predicted model, not a curated record. The transcript is spliced from 14 exons. Bases 1 to 2979 code for a protein of 992 amino acids. Lineage: Eukaryota; Fungi; Ascomycota; Sordariomycetes; Glomerellales; Plectosphaerellaceae.